Molecule: messenger RNA, 1030 nt
Organism: Schistocerca serialis cubense
Lineage: Eukaryota; Metazoa; Arthropoda; Insecta; Orthoptera; Acrididae
Exons: 7
Coding region: 59-1030 (323 amino acids)
Source: RefSeq, a predicted model, not a curated record
UGCGUGUCGUGUGCAAAGUGUCCGCCGACGGCAGCGCGCCGGCCGCGUGCCCGCUGCCAUGGCAACGGAGCUGCUGCUGCUACUCGCCUCCGUCCUCGCCGCUGCAGCGUCGGGCGGCGCUGAGCCCUGGGACGUCUCGGAGAGUGCGUGGGAGUGCGCGGGCGUCGACGACAGCGCCGAGGCGACCGAGGACUGGCCGUCCAGGCUGGAGGGGCUGUGGGUCUCCCAGGGGUGCGAGCCGCCGCAGGAGUGGGGCGGGCCGUGGUCGCUGCGCAGCCUGCUGCUGGAGUCGCAGCCCACAGCUGGAGACGGGGCUGGAGCUGGAGCUGGAGCUGGAGUGUCGGUGCGCGCCACGCUGGUGACGCACGUGUACGCGGACGACUGGUGCGCGCUGCCCCUCUACUCGGUCGCCGUGGUCGCCACGCUUCUCCAGGAGCGCCGCCAGGGAGAUGAGGGAGAUGGCGAGUGGUCUGUGCGCAUGGACGGCGCCACCGGCUGCGGCCACAGCUGGGAGGGCGUGCGGCGCGUCCUGGGGCUGUGCUGCGCAUGCGCCUUCGGCAGGCACGCCAAGCCGCAUCGCGAGCUGCCCCUCUACUCCAGGGGGCAGCAGCAGCGUGGCCAGGGCGGCGGCGAGCGCGACAACGUCGCCUCCAGGAGGCACCUGCGGCGGUUGCCGCGCGCCCGCGUCCAGACCACGGCUCACCGGCUGGGCCCGCGGAGAGCGCUGCUUCUGCCGCCGCCGGACAACGGCUGGGGGAGGGCGCCGCCGCUGCUGCACGCCGCGCAGCUGGAGGUGCGAUGCCCGGCGCCGGGUCCUUCGUGGCGCGCGGUGGCGUCCGGCCGGUACGUGGCGGAGGGGGCGGUGCUGCGGCUGCGGCGCGCCAGGCUGACGCUGGAGGGGGCGGCGGGGGCGGCGGGCUGCCCGCCCGACCCGCGCCUGAACCUUUCAAUUAUUGAAAUUUAUGAUAACGCGGCAGAUUUGUAUGAGGAUGGUAUUCAAAGCUGGCUGUACAAUGUGAUAAGUUCUUAA